ACAGCACCUGUAUUGUGAGAGACUCUGUGCACCAUCAACAUGGCGAAAACGCUGACUUUCGACCGAGAAAACCAGGACCGCAUCAAGGCCGUGGCCGACUCCUUCGGUCCGUCCGGUAAACCCCUGACUCUACCCGGGCGCGUCCUGGUGGGGGAGGGUCGCCUUCUGAAGCAGAGCCGCAAAAAACCGCAGCCCAAAGUUUUCUUUCUCUUCAACGACGUGAUCGUAUACGGCAGCAUCCUCGUGAACGGCCGCUGGUACAAGAAACAAAAGAUCAUCCCUCUUGAAAAUAUCAAGCUGGAGGACAUGGAAGACACAGCCAACCUGAAGAACCAGUGGUUGAUCCAAACACCCCAAAAGUCGUUCUUCGUAGCGGCGCCCACUCGAGAGGAGAAACGAGCCUGGAUGGAGCACAUCGAGCAGUGCAAAGCCUCCUUACUGCAGAAGGGCCUCACUCCCACCAGUGAAUACGCAGUGUCCUGGAUGCCAGACAGCGCCUCUGAUAUCUGCCUGGUCUGUGAAGCCAAGUUCACCCACACCAACCGGCGCCACCACUGCAGAAUGUGUGGCAUCCUGGUGUGCCACAAGUGCAGCAAAGACAAGGCUGUGAUCGGACACAUCAGCGCCACCAAAAAACAGAAGCUGUGUCGCCACUGCUACAGCAAGAAGCAGGAGGAGGUGGCCCGUAUCCGUGGCAACUCACAGGAGGAAGACCAAGCAGAUUCCAGUGAUGAGGACGACGAGGUGGACGUCUCCAUGAUGUACGAAACCCCCACCUCCUGGCUGGACACACGCAUGGGCACCUGGGGCGACAUAGGACAGUACAUGUCCAUGCGCCCAGUCAGCAGCUGAACAUCUGUGCAUACUACAUAGUGUACAUACUACAUAGUUUACAUACUACAUAGUAUACAUACUGUAUAUGCACAUACAGUCCCAGUGCCGUUAUGUCAGGAGGUAGAACACAAGUAUUUACUCUCAGAAGAAAACCGAUCUGUGGGACUGCACUAAUACUAAAAAUAAGAAAUACUGAAAAUAUAAAUGUGAGGCCUAUGGCACAAAAGUGUAGUCACACUAUCUAUUUAGCAUUCAGCUUUUUUCACUUUACCAAACUUAAUGUGGAUGGAGGAUAUUUUAAACGGGAAGAAAACUCAUGACCAUGACUGGUGCUGCUACGCUAUCUUGUGAGGAAGGAAGAUAGAAAUAUUAAAUAUCUGAAUUGUGUGCUUUUGUGCAAAAACUUUACUUAAAUGCACUUAAUUUUUUUUAAAA
Boleophthalmus pectinirostris (great blue-spotted mudskipper) is the source of this 1269-nucleotide messenger RNA. RefSeq names its product pleckstrin homology domain-containing family F member 2-like. Gene Ontology annotation, molecular function: phosphatidylinositol binding; metal ion binding. The record is from RefSeq and is a predicted model, not a curated record. Bases 40 to 852 code for a protein of 270 amino acids. Lineage: Eukaryota; Metazoa; Chordata; Actinopteri; Gobiiformes; Gobiidae. The transcript is spliced from 2 exons.